AUGACACCGCUCCAGCUGGUGCCCGUCUGGGUGCUGUUCGCGGUGUACCUGGUGCCACGCGGUCUCGCCGCUGACUACUACUGCAAUCCACGGUUCUGCCCGUCUGGUGACGCGCACAUCGGGUGUUACGCGCAGCUACCUUUCGGCGGUUCCUGUCUGGGUCUACAACCGCAGGUGAUCGAGAUGACGACCGCACGGAAAUCGCAGAUCCUCGAGCAGCACAACCGUCAGCGUCAACGGCUAGCUAUUGGAGCUCUGCCAGGGUACGCCACAGCCUACAGGAUGCCCCAGCUGUACUGGGACGAUGAGCUGCAGUACCUGGCGGAGGCGAACGCACGUUCCUGUGUGUAUGGGCACGAUCGGUGCCGGAACACUGUCGCUUACCCGCGGGCUGGUCAGAACAUCGCCAUCAUCCGGCACUUUGGGCUGAACGUGACACAGGAGCAGGUGUACAGGUUCAUCAUCGAUCACUGGUACAAUGAGUAUCCGCUUGCGGGCAGCUUUGUCGAUGCGUAUCCCACGGACUACGUUGGGCCAGAUUUUGCGCACUUUACGCAGAUCAUCAAUGAUCGCGCGGUUCGGAUGGCGUGUGGGAUGACGACCUGGCGGACCUGGAAGUAUGGGUACGUCUGGACGAAUGACUACCUGGUGUGCAACUACGCGUACUCCAACGUUCUCGGGGAGCAAACCUACACGAAAGGGCCAACGGCAGGUGGUUGCCCGAAUAGCAGAAGUCCCAACUACCCUGGGCUAUGUUUGUGA
Anopheles nili is the source of this 762-nucleotide messenger RNA. RefSeq names its product antigen 5 like allergen Cul n 1-like. NCBI's taxonomy places the organism in Eukaryota, Metazoa, Arthropoda, Insecta, Diptera, Culicidae. The transcript has a single exon. Bases 1 to 762 code for a protein of 253 amino acids. The record is from RefSeq and is a predicted model, not a curated record.